Molecule: messenger RNA, 1329 nt
Organism: Quercus robur (English oak)
Lineage: Eukaryota; Viridiplantae; Streptophyta; Magnoliopsida; Fagales; Fagaceae
Exons: 3
Coding region: 1-1329 (442 amino acids)
Molecular function (GO): RNA-DNA hybrid ribonuclease activity; nucleic acid binding
Source: RefSeq, a predicted model, not a curated record
AUGGUAGUGAAAAGAAAAGAGGAGCAGGGGCACAUCGGUGACCUUAUUGAUGUAUUUGAAGUGCUUAGACGGCACAAGUUACAUCUCAAUGCUAAUAAGUGUUCCUUUGGAGUAGGGGCUGGCAAGUUUCUCGGAUACUUGAUUACCCAUCGAGGAAUAGAAGUGAAUCCCGAUCAGAUUAGUGUUAUAGAACGCCUCAAGUCUUCAAGCAAUCCAAAGGAGAUCCAAGUGUUAACCGGAUUCCAGUGGACUAAGGAAUGUGAAAAGGCUUUCCAGGAUUUAAAGGAGUAUUUGGUACGGGCUCCAAUGUUGUCAGCCCCAGAGCCCAGUAAGGAUUUGUUUAUGUAUCUCUCGGUGUCUGAGCACACUGUGAGUGCCGUGUUGGUGAGGGAUCAAGGUGUACAACAACCUGUCUAUUACAUUAGUAAAACCUUGGUCAAUGCCGAUACAAGAUAUUUGCCUCUAGAAAAGUUAGUAUUAGAAUUGGUGCAUGCCACGAGGAAGUUACCCCAUUAUGUUCAAGCCCAUACCGUUUAUGUUCUAACUGAGUAUCCCUUGCAAUCCUUGUUGAAAAGAUCUGAUUUCACAAGCAGGAUAGCCAAGUGGGGGACUCGGUUGGGUUAUUUUGAUAUACAGUAUAGACCUAGAAUUUCGAUGAAAGGUCAAGUUCUUGCUGACUUUAUUGCAAAAUUUUCCCUGAAAAGGGAGCUGGAGACUGUUUGCCAUGUAGAAGUUUGGCCAUGGAGGGUAUUCAUUGACGAUGCUUCCAAUGCCUUGGGAGUGGGGGUAGAGAUUGUUAUUAUUAUGCCAAAAGGGAUACGGGUAAAGCACUCUCUUAGAUUGGGCUUUAAAGCCUCUAACAAUGAGGCUGAGUAUAAGGCCCUACUUGCCGGACUGAGAGCUAUUCUAAAUUUAGGGGCACGAGAAGUUGAAGUUUACUUUGAUUCUUGGUUGGUCAUCAACCAGGUGGAGGACUCUUUGGCCACCUUGGCAUCAUUGUUAACAGAGGAGGUACCACGGUUAAUUAAGGUGGAGGUGGUGGCAGAACCUAGUAUUGAUGCAAGGGUGAAUGUCUCAACUGUUAAGGUGUCCAAACCUUGCUGGAUGGACCCGAUCAUUGACUUUUUGGCCCAGGACUGUGUGCCAACCAAUGAGAAAGAAGCGGAGAGGCUACUUAGAGUCGCUACUCGGUAUUGGCUGUCAGUAAACUGCAAACUGUAUCGAAGGUCUUUCAGACGAUCAUAUCUUCAGUUUUUACACCCCAGCAAGGUCAAUGAGCUCUUAACUGAGCUUCAUGAGGGGAUCUGCAGUAGUCAUGUUGGAGGAUGA